AUGUCGAAGCGAGGGCGUGGAGGUACGUCUGGUAACAAGUUCAGGAUGUCGCUGGGUCUUCCGGUGGCGGCGACGGUGAACUGUGCUGAUAACACCGGUGCGAAGAAUCUUUACAUCAUUUCGGUGAAAGGAAUCAAAGGUCGUCUUAAUCGAUUACCUUCUGCUUGCGUCGGCGACAUGGUUAUGGCCACCGUCAAAAAGGGUAAACCAGAUCUCCGGAAAAAGGUUCUUCCUGCUGUGAUCGUUAGGCAGAGGAAGCCAUGGCGCCGAAAGGAUGGCGUUUUCAUGUACUUCGAAGAUAAUGCUGGAGUCAUUGUCAACCCCAAGGGAGAAAUGAAAGGUUCUGCAAUCACCGGUCCCAUUGGGAAAGAGUGCGCUGAUCUCUGGCCAAGGAUUGCUAGUGCUGCCAAUGCUAUUGUUUGA
Arabis nemorensis is the source of this 423-nucleotide messenger RNA. The record is from the annotation of a GenBank genome assembly. NCBI's taxonomy places the organism in Eukaryota, Viridiplantae, Streptophyta, Magnoliopsida, Brassicales, Brassicaceae.